GACACAGACGUCACAACUGCCAGACCACCGGAGACUCGUCCCUUGAGUUUUGAUCGUGCAAGCAACUUGCCACCACACUUUCAAUUAGUUGAUCGACAUAGGUGAGAAAGGCAAUGUCGUUCUGUUCCUUCUACGGUCGGGAGGUUUUUAAAGACCACUUCAAACCAGGAAUUUACGCAUGCGCCAAGUGCAAUCACCCGCUGUUCUCCAGCCGCUCCAAGUACGAACACUCGUCUCCCUGGCCGACCUUUACGGAGACCGUCCGUGAAGACAGCGUCGCCAAACGCCAGGAGAGACCCGGAGCCUUCAAGGUGUCCUGCGGCCAGUGCGGAAAUGGUCUCGGCCACGAAUUUGUCAACGACGGACCGGCUAAAGGCUUGUCUCGUUUUUGAAUAUUCAGCAGCUCGCUCAAGUUCAUCCCUAAAGGUGGAUGUUACCGAUGUCGUCGUUUGUCGACGAGAGAUGACGAAGCGCGCUUGGCUUCUCUUCUUCGCAGGCGAGGUCGACGGACAGUAGAGCGAGCGCCCGAGAGGAGACGCCGCCGGACUUGUAAAUGUUUUCUGGAUGCUUCUACGGAGGUGCGGACAGCCGAUGAAGCGCUCCGGGGGAAAAGCCCGACCGGGAGAGCCGGAGUUCUGAUGGGAAUUGGCCUCACUGGACGGACAGCAACAGAAGAAAAAAUAACAUUGAAAUCAUGAAGACUUUUACAGGAGGCUUUGAAUUUACUGUCAGCUAAUUUCAAACACUUCAUUUGAAUGAAAACAAUGGAAUAAAAUACUUUUGGUUCCAACA
This is a messenger RNA of Corythoichthys intestinalis (scribbled pipefish), 792 nucleotides long. RefSeq names its product methionine sulfoxide reductase B1a (gene msrb1a). The record is from RefSeq and is a predicted model, not a curated record. Lineage: Eukaryota; Metazoa; Chordata; Actinopteri; Syngnathiformes; Syngnathidae. Gene Ontology annotation, molecular function: peptide-methionine (R)-S-oxide reductase activity; L-methionine (R)-S-oxide reductase activity. The transcript is spliced from 3 exons. Gene Ontology annotation, biological process: protein repair. Gene Ontology annotation, cellular component: nucleus.